Molecule: messenger RNA, 1542 nt
Organism: Adineta steineri
Lineage: Eukaryota; Metazoa; Rotifera; Eurotatoria; Adinetida; Adinetidae
Source: the annotation of a GenBank genome assembly
AUGCAGUUAGCUAUUGCACUUUAUAAUAAUGAUGUUGAUGAUGAAGAUGAAUUAGAAUUUCUCAAAGGUGAUAUAUUAACUGUUCUAAUUGAAAAUCCAAAUGGUCUCAAUGGUUGGUGGUUAUGUCAACAUAAUGGAAAAUGUGGUUUAUGUCCAGGAAAUCGUUUAAAACUUAUUUCAGAUACAACAACAUCAUCAGAAAUUAAAUUAGAUAAACCAAAAUGUUCUUCUCCUUGUCUAUCAACAGCAUCAAUGUAUGAUAGUCUAUCAAAUGAUUAUGAUAUUCCAAUAACAGCAUCAACAUCAUCAUCAUUGACAACAUCCUCAUCUGAGCAUGACUAUGAUAUUCCACACGGAUCAGAUGUUAUUUCCAAUUCACAUACUCCAAUACCAAAUGAUUCGUCACCGGAAUCUUCAUCACGUUCAUCAGGAAUUUAUUCUACCAAUGAUCUUCGUCUAUCAGAUUUAUCUUCAUCUUCAUCCUCAUCAGAAUUUCAUACAUCUACGAUGAACGGUAAUAGUCAUACUCAUGCAUUAUCAUCAUCAUCAAGUGAUAUUGAUCAAUUACAAACUUCUUUUCGAAAAUUAUCUAUACGUUCUUUAUUACUUGAUAAAUAUCGUCAACUCUUAUCAAAUUCAAAUACUGAUUCAAUCAAUCAUUUAUUUAUUAGUGAAUGUCGAAUAUUUCUUUAUGAUUAUGGUUGUUUAUUAGAUCGACAUACAUAUAAAAUUUUUAAACAAAAUUUACUCUAUGAAUUAGAGCAUAUUACAAAGAAUAAUAAUCAACGAAUUAUUCAAUUAGCAACACAAAUCAUCUAUUUAAUAAAACCAAUUAUUGAAUUACGUCUUAAGCAGAAAAAUACGAGUUUUUCAUCGAUACCAGUUGAUGUUUUUAAAAAACUUAAUCUUGAACCCAUUGAAGAAUUAACAAAUGAAAAUGAGAAUAAAAAAAUGCCAACAUCUAUGUCAACAACACAAAUAUAUGGAAAUUUUCAAAAUAAGAAGUCAAAAGGUCAUACUCGUUCUUUACAAAUGACAACAUCUAAAACAUGUCAUUCAAAUUUUCUUACUGAAAUCAAUAAUAAAUCAGAUGAUUAUGAUUAUAUUGAUGAUGAUUAUUCAACAAUUCCUUCGACAACCACAGAUCCACUUGUAAAAUGUUAUCAUCGACAUAUACGUGAACAUAUAUCAUCCAUGUUUAUGCGUUAUACACAUCUAUCUCAGUUAAAUCGACAAUUGAAUGAAACAAAUACAACUGCAUUGUUAAUAACUGAAGGCAAAGCACUUAUAGUUGCUGGACAUAAACUUGUAUUUGUACUUGAAACAUUACAUGAACAUCUACGACAUUCAAUCAAAAUAAAACAAAUUCAAACACCAUUAAUCUAUCUAACAAAACAAUUAUGUGAUGCAUUAACAUCAUUUGUUCAAUUACUAAAACAAUUUAGUAAUCAAAACUGUACAAAUAUUCAAAAAUUUCAACAUGAUACACAAAUUAUCAUGAAUUUAGUCAAAAAAAUAAAACAACAAUGUAGUUCAGUUUAA